Messenger RNA from Vespa velutina, 1134 nucleotides. Its product is annotated as ciliogenesis-associated TTC17-interacting protein-like. Lineage: Eukaryota; Metazoa; Arthropoda; Insecta; Hymenoptera; Vespidae. The record is from RefSeq and is a predicted model, not a curated record. Bases 1 to 1134 code for a protein of 377 amino acids. The transcript is spliced from 6 exons.
AUGGCUGAUACAUUUAUUCAAUCGUCUAAUCCACAGAAAUGGAUUCCCAAAUUUCCCAUUGAUCAUAACAGAUUAGCAGCAUUGUGUUUUAAAGAAACUUUGUUGAUUUGUCUCAAAAAUGAAAUAAUCACGCAGAUAAAUUCGAUAGGAAAUUGUUGCAUUUCUGUAGAGAGAAUCGGUCCUCAAAAACAUGAAUUUUUAAUUAAUACAAAAUUCUGCAUAAAUACUGAUGAUUAUUUUGGUGGAUCAAAAGUUGUUUGUUCAUCAACAAACAAAUUCAAUUGCCUGGAAGAAAAAAGGACAGAAUAUGUAUAUCAUAAAGGCAGCUUAAAUGAAAAAACAUUAUUUAUGGGAAUUCAAGACAAUAGUUAUUAUGUAGAAACAAGUCAAACAUAUCAACAUAACAGAUUUAGGAAUUGUAAAAAUCUAACAUAUCCACAGAAUAUAAAACUAUUAAGUGAAGGCACAAAUUUAUUACUUAUGAGAUAUCUCACAAUAAUUAACUAUAAUGGAACAUUAACAUUUCAAAACAUAAUGAUUGAUGGAAAUAUCACUACAUGUCAAUAUAAAUGCACUCCUGCAGAAUAUAUGAAAUUAUAUAAAAGUCACAUAAAAGUGUACACAAUUGAACGUGUAAUAGAAACUCAAAAUGGAAAUGUAGAAAGUAUGAAAACGUAUUUAACACCAAAAGGAAAAAUAUUAGAACACAAUUGGUUGUCAAAAUCUUACAUGUUAAAAAGCAAAUCUUUAGAAAAUGUAAACCCAAUGACUGAAAAACUUAAAAUAGCAAUACGAAAUAAUUAUUGGGCAGAGGAUAUGGAGAUAUUCUCUAAAUAUUUAGACGAAAAAUGUAAUGAAGUAACAAAGUUCAUAGAAUAUUUAAUUAAUCAUGUUGAAGUAAAGCAUUUAAUAGCUGACUAUACACAAACAUUACUAAUUGUGAAACCUCUCCAUGUAGUAGAUUUUACAAUACAAUUUUUUAAGGCAUUUUCCGUAUGUCCAGAAAGUCAGGAAUUUAUUUCAACGGAACAAAUUUCAAAGAUCACUAUACCUACACAACAAAGACAUUCAAAAAUGUGUGAUUUUUAUCCUUUAUGCACAAGUUGCAGAAUGGCAAGUAUUUAUCAUAGUUAG